Prosopis cineraria is the source of this 1491-nucleotide messenger RNA. RefSeq lists its product as uncharacterized. Lineage: Eukaryota; Viridiplantae; Streptophyta; Magnoliopsida; Fabales; Fabaceae. Bases 37 to 1269 code for a protein of 410 amino acids. The record is from RefSeq and is a predicted model, not a curated record. The transcript has 7 exons.
UUCGUUUAGGUGCUUGCUCCCAAUUUCUCAGCUUCAAUGGCGAAACUAGGAAAUGAAAACAUCACUUGGACAGUGAGUGUGGUGUUCUGCUUCUUCUUGUCUUUGGUGCUUGCCACGGCCUCCACUGGCGAUGAAGGAUUUGAUAAGGAACUUGAGGUAGAGAAGCUUUUUAAGAAGUUGAAUAAACCAGCUGUUAAGUCUAUCAAGAGCCCUGAUGGUGACAUGAUCGACUGCGUGCAUAUUUUAAAUCAACCAGCUUUUGAUCAUCCAAAACUCAAAAAUCACAAAAUUCAGAUGAGGCCAAAAUUUCUUCCAAAAGGGAUAAGAAGGUUAGGUGAAUCAAAGCCAAUUCCUCAAAUGUGGCACCAAAGUGGUAGUUGUCCAAAAGGGACCGUUCCUAUAAGAAGAACAACAAAAGAUGACAUAUUGAGGGCAGAUUCUAUCCAACAAUCUGGGAAGAAGAUCAGCCACAGCAUCCUUGAUCUGUCUGGAUCAUUAAACUCUGCAAGUUCAACGCACGAGUACGCUGUAGCUACUUUGACGGGAGAUAGAUAUUAUGGGGCCCAUGCAUCUAUAAACAUUUGGAAGCCCAAUGUUCAACAAUCCGAUGAAUUUAGUCUCUCUCAAAUUUGGAUUACGAAUCAUGAUGAUCCUAAAAAUCAUGAGACCAUCGAAGCUGGCUGGCAGAUCUACCCAGGAAUAUAUGGGGAUGACAACCCUAGACUUUUUACAUAUUGGACAAGAGACUCGUAUAACAAUACUGGAUGUUAUAACCUUCGUUGCCCUGGCUUUGUUCAAGUUGAUCCCACAGUAGUGGUGGGAAGCAGCCUACAAAAUAAUAUAUCUGUCUAUGGUGGUUCUCAAUAUGUUUUAUCCAUCCACAUCAGGAAGGAUCAAACAACUGGAAACUGGUGGAUGCAUGUCGGGAAUACAUCUGUAGGAUACUGGCCAGAUUCUUUGUUCAAUCACAUGUCUGUGGGUGCAUCACAUGUAAAGUGGGGUGGUGAAAUAGUAAACAAGGGAUCUAAUGGGCAACACACCACAACAGGCAUGGGAAGUGGCCAUUUUCCUGAAGAAGGUUAUGGGAAGGCUAGCUUUUUCAAGCACAUUUCUAUUGUUAAUGCAAAUAAUGAUCUUGUCUCUCCUAAAAACUUUAACCCUUACGUUACCAAUGCCUAUUGCUACAAUAUUACCUCUUAUGACUAUUCAAAUGAUUCGGGUGUCUACUUCUACUAUGGCGGUCCUGGGAGAAACUCAAAUUGUCCGUAGCCCUUGUAAUCUCAUCUUGGGUGGCAAAUAUAAGUCGGAAUAAAACAAUAUGAGGGCUUUAUUUAAAAAGUCCGAAACUCUCUAUUUAUAUCAAGAAAAUAAAGGAAUUGUGGUAUGGGUAGAAUUCCCUAGCCUGAUGGGAUAUUGUAUGAGAUAAGGCUUGAUAAAACAAGUCUUAAUAAGAUUGAAAUAUUAUGUAGUGUUAUAUUAUGCAAUGUUAUA